GCGCUAGCCGGUGGCCGUUUCUACCCGUUUCUGAUGACGUCAUAACGUGUAGGUUAUUUGGCCACUCGGUAUUGCAGCUGGUUCUUCGCAUGGUGGUCGGUACAAAGGUGUACGACAAGCUUCGAGAGGAAUGGCUGAGGACCAGACUGAUGAACGACAUUGGGAUGAUGUCCCCACAUGCCCAAACCAGCAAGGUUGAAUCAUUCCACAACAUCCUCCUUCACUUUUGCCCCAAGUUGCUUGUAUACUCAUAUCAAGGGAUGAAGUGCAGAUUAUAUUUGGCUGUCCUACAUUGGAACGAAAAUUGUGAUAGAGCCCAGGCUGUUGAUGCCGAAGGGAACCCAGUGUACAGGUUGAAGUAUCCACGCUCGAAGGAAGGAGGCCACACAGUGGAGAGAGUGCUGACAGCUGGCACAUGUGGUUAUGUGAAAGCCCUGAUGAGAGUUGUCGUAGAACUGGUGGAAAACAGGGAGCAGCUCAGAGACAACAUGGAGGAGCUACAGCCUCAACCAGCACAGAGUGCCUCUCAUCAUCACCCCGACAAUGGAGAAGCCGUGCAAGCUUUUGAACAACAUCAUCGCUUUGGCGAUAGAAACUAGUUCUUUUGGUGAUAGAAACUAUGAUGAAUGUGUCAGCUACCUGAACAUUAACCACUGAUUGUUUUAUUUCAGUACAAGACAUGUUUUUCAUAGACCCUAAAUUAUGUUUAUGCCAGUAUAAUUAUGGAGAGUAACAUGGAAGUACUCUAUGCAAGUGAGUAGUGGAUUCCGAUUCUAUGUGAGUGUAAAGCACUAGAAACUUGUCUGUAAGCUUGUACAUACUUACACAAGCCAAAGUCCAUGGUACACAUCAAUAGUCAUUGGUUUUAAUAGGUAAAAUACUUAUUAAAUUUGUAAAACUUACAUUUUUAGUUCAAUUAAAAACAAUUUCUGAAGCAUAUGCACUAGAUUUUCAUAAACACUAAGUAAAUCACUGUUGAUCAUGAAUUUGGCACCAAAUAUAAUCUGAUUUUUCUCACAGUCCUUCAUCUUGGCCAAUGCUUUUUGCUUCUUAUUUGCAAAAAAUAAAAAAUUAAAAAAUGCA
Messenger RNA from Strongylocentrotus purpuratus (purple sea urchin), 1083 nucleotides. RefSeq lists its product as uncharacterized. Bases 90 to 599 code for a protein of 169 amino acids. Lineage: Eukaryota; Metazoa; Echinodermata; Echinoidea; Camarodonta; Strongylocentrotidae. The transcript is spliced from 4 exons. The record is from RefSeq and is a predicted model, not a curated record.